Messenger RNA from Amaranthus tricolor (Joseph's coat), 2664 nucleotides. RefSeq names its product subtilisin-like protease SBT1.7. The record is from RefSeq and is a predicted model, not a curated record. Lineage: Eukaryota; Viridiplantae; Streptophyta; Magnoliopsida; Caryophyllales; Amaranthaceae. The coding region runs from base 64 to 2391 and encodes 775 amino acids. The transcript has a single exon. Gene Ontology annotation, molecular function: serine-type endopeptidase activity. Gene Ontology annotation, biological process: proteolysis.
AAGAUACUAUCACAUUUAAAGCAAAACUUCUCUCCCACGCCCAAAUCAAGUCCAUAACUAACUAUGAAAAAUAUGAAGAUUCAGAAAUACCAAUUUCCUUUAUUAUUCAUUGUUAUGCUUUUAGUUAUUAAUCCCUACCAUAUUUAUAUCUUAGCAGAUAGAAUACAUGAUCAUAAUGAGAGAAGAACAUACAUAGUACAUAUGGAUAAGUCCCAUAUGCCAAUGAGUUUUACAGACCACCAUGAAUGGUACUAUUCUUCCCUUAAGUCCGCAACAGAUUCUGCAGAGAUGCUGUACACAUACAACAGUGUAAUUCAUGGGUUCUCGACGAGGCUAACCGAUGAGGAAGCGAACUCACUACAAAAUCAACCAGGGAUUCUGUCACUUGUGCCAGAAAUUCGGUAUGAGCUUCACACAACUCGAACGCCCGAGUUUUUGGGGCUUGGAAACAAUGAUCAUCUCAUCCCUGCAUCGACUGCACAGGGUGAUGUAGUCGUUGGGGUGAUCGACACAGGAGUGUGGCCCGAACAAAAGAGCUUCGAUGACAUGGGUUUCGGCCCUGUGCCUGUUUCUUGGAAGGGAAAGUGUGAGUCAGGCACAAAUUUUAAGGUGUCAGAUUGUAACAGAAAGCUUAUAGGAGCAAGGUUUUUCUGCAAGGGGUAUGAAGCUGUUCUUGGGCCAAUCGAUGAAUCGACAGAGAGUAGAUCACCAAGGGAUGAUGAUGGUCAUGGGACUCAUACAGCAAGUACAGCAGCAGGUUCAGCUUCUGGGAGUGCUAGUCUGUUUGGAUAUGCAAGCGGGACAGCUCGAGGGAUGGCCCCACAUGCUAGGAUUGCAGCAUACAAAGCUUGCUGGUUGGGUGGGUGUUUUACCUCUGAUAUAUUAGCGGCAAUGGAGGCUGCAAUUGAUGAUGGGGUGAAUGUUUUAUCCAUGUCUAUUGGCGGUAGUAUCUCUGACUACGACAGGGACACGGUUGCUGUAGGCGCCUUUUCAGCGAUGAGAAAUGGGAUCUUAGUAUCCUGCUCGGCUGGGAACGCAGGGCCAGACUCCGGUAUCCUGUCUAAUGUGGCUCCAUGGAUAACCACUGUGGGCGCUGGUACAAUAGACCGUGAUUUCCCAGCACAUGUUAUCCUAGGCGAUGGGCGGAAUUUUACUGGUGCGUCAUUGUACAGUGGUAAAGCUCUUCCGAACAGGUUACUGUCCUUGGUUUAUGCAGGAAAAGCAAGCAACAUGACAGGAAGCAAUUUCUGCAUGAGUGGUAGCUUAAAUUCUGAAACUAUUUCAGGAAAGAUAGUCGUGUGUGAUCGAGGGGGUAACUCGAGGGUCCAAAAGGGUUUGGUGGUGAAGAAGGCGGGUGGCGUUGGGAUGAUCUUGGCGAACACUGAAGCCUAUGGAGAAGAACUAGUAGCCGAUGCACACCUCAUACCGGCAGCAUCUCUAGGACAAAAAGAAGCCGGUGAUAUCAAGAAGUACAUAACAUCUAAUAAGAAACCAACGGCAACAAUCGGGUUCUCAGGGACAAAGCUUGGGGUGGAGCCCUCACCGGUAGUAGCAUCAUUCAGCUCUAGAGGUCCAAAUCCAAUUACACCGGAGAUAUUGAAACCGGACCUGAUUGCUCCCGGUGUUAACAUCCUUGCCGGAUGGACUGGUAAGGUUGGGCCAAGUGGGUUGGAGGGCGAUAAUAGGCAUGUGAACUUCAAUAUAAUAUCGGGAACAUCAAUGUCAUGCCCACAUGUAAGCGGCCUGGCUGCUCUUGUGAAGGCUGCUCACCUGGAAUGGAGCCCUGCAGCUAUCAAAUCAGCUCUUAUGACUACAGCAUACACAGCUUAUAAAAACGGAAAAGCGAUCAUUGAUAUUGCCACAGGGUUCCCUUCGACACCCUUCGACUAUGGAGCAGGACAUGUAGACCCGAUUGCAGCACUUGAUCCAGGCCUAGUGUAUGAUACGACAGUCGAUGACUAUCUUGAUUUUCUCUGCGCUUUAAACUACAGCUCGGACCAAAUCAAGCACACUGCGAAUCAGGAAUACAGAUGUUCUAAAGCCAAGAAAUACAGAAUUGAAGACCUGAAUUACCCUUCGUUUGCUGUCAAUCUCGAAACAGCUUCAGAAAAUCGUGACAGUAAAGCAGUGAGUACUGUGAAAUUUACAAGGACACUAACAAAUGUAGGCACACCAGCAACGUACAAAGCUUUAGUGUCCGCGCAUAGCACAUCAGUGAAGGUUGUUGUGGAGCCCGAAACACUCAGUUUCAACCGGGUAAAUGAAAAGAAGAGUUUCAUGGUCACAGUUUCCGCGGAGUCCAUGCCUUCUGGCAGUACCGGCUUUGCUCACCUGACGUGGUCGGAUGGGAAACACACAGUGAGCAGCCCAAUCACUUUUCAAUGGACUUGAAUCUAAUACAGUUAAAGGAGCUAUAAGAGGGCUAAUUCAUUAGCUUGUAGUAAUGUAAUUGUCCAUUCUCUUAGUAUAUAUGGUAAGGUUUUAGACCACUACAAAAGGGCCAAAUCAUGUGCGCUUCUUAUUAUGUGAAGUUGCAUAUAAUGUUUGCGUACACACAGUUCCUUAAACUCUGUGUAUUGGGGUAAUGGAAUGUUGUUGUAAUGUUUUAGACCACUACUAUAGAAAGCAAGGAAUUAAAUUGGGGAGCCAACUACUUUAAACUUA